AUGGCGAUCAGGACUUUCCUGAUCAGCUGCUCAGUCAUCGCCAUUUUCACCACUAUCGGUAUUGUGCUGUCGGUAUUGUUUGAAUCGCUGCGCUUUUUCCAGGCGGUGCCUUUCUUCGAUUUUAUAUUUGGCCUCGAGUGGUCACCGCAAACAGCCAUUCGCUCAGACCAGGUCGGAUCAUCAGGUGCUUUUGGUGCAGUGCCACUGUUUGCCGGCACCUUCCUGAUCACCUUAAUUGCCAUGCUGAUUGCCGUGCCGUUUGGCUUGAUGUCCGCAAUUUACCUAUCGGAGUAUGCAGGCCACAAAGUCAGAACCUAUGGCAAGCCCUUACUCGAAAUACUCGCGGGCAUCCCCACCGUGGUGUACGGAUUUUUCGCGGCUCUGACCGUGGCACCGAUGAUUCGGCAAACUGCAGAGAAAAUAGGCUUUGAUGUGUCCAGCGAAAGUGCACUGGCAGCAGGGAUCGUCAUGGGAAUCAUGAUUCUGCCGUUCGUAUCAUCCCUGUCGGAUGAUGUCAUCAACGCCGUACCACAGUCGAUGCGCGAUGGUUCCUACGGGCUCGGUGCCACGCGAUCAGAAACCAUUCGCAAGGUGAUUUUACCUGCCGCGUUGCCGGGUAUUGUAGGCAGCGUUCUGCUUGCCGUUUCGCGAGCGAUUGGCGAAACCAUGAUUGUGGUCAUGGCCGCCGGCUUAUCGGCGAAUUUGACCGCGAACCCGUUUGAAUCUGUUACCACCGUAACGGUUCAAAUCGUCACCUUGCUGGUCGGUGACCAGGAAUUCGACAGCCCCAAAACUCUUGCAGCAUUUGCUCUGGGCCUGAUGCUAUUUGUCAUCACCCUUGCACUGAAUGUCUUUGCGCUACACGUGGUCAGAAAAUACAAGGAGCAAUACGAAUGA
This is a messenger RNA of Nerophis lumbriciformis (worm pipefish), 897 nucleotides long. NCBI's taxonomy places the organism in Eukaryota, Metazoa, Chordata, Actinopteri, Syngnathiformes, Syngnathidae. The record is from RefSeq and is a predicted model, not a curated record.